This is a messenger RNA of Ceratosolen solmsi marchali, 506 nucleotides long. RefSeq lists its product as uncharacterized. The transcript is spliced from 3 exons. Gene Ontology annotation, molecular function: serine-type endopeptidase activity. NCBI's taxonomy places the organism in Eukaryota, Metazoa, Arthropoda, Insecta, Hymenoptera, Agaonidae. The record is from RefSeq and is a predicted model, not a curated record. Bases 36 to 506 code for a protein of 156 amino acids. Gene Ontology annotation, biological process: proteolysis.
UAUAACCAACAGUUAAUAACUAUUCAUAAAGGAAUAUGUUUCACUUAGUUAGAACUAGAUCUUCCAGAAAAAGUAAAUCUUUUAAUAUCGAUGUAUAUCUAUUGGCUGCUGGAUUUCUCAUUUUGUGUAACAAUUAUGAUUCCAUAUCAGGAAGUCCAAUACAUGGAGUAAAUGUUCGAUUUGCUGAUCCAGGAGAAUUUCCUUACGUUGUAUCAAUUAAACGUUUUAAUCCUACUAACCCUCAACCCGAAAAGGAUCAUGUGUGCACAGGAGUUCUUGUUUCACAUAGAGAUGUUUUAACAGCUGAAAGGUGUGCGGAUACGUUCGGCAAUCAGAGACCUGAAAUAGUCGUUGGAAAUAACAAUAUCAGAGAAGGUACAAAACAUUACGUACAUUGGUGGAUGGCAGUUAGACAGUGGGCAAAUGUACGAAAUGUAGCACUUGAGUUUUUGCAGAAUUCUCUUCUUAUCUAUAGGGUAUAUUCCUUUUUAAAGCAAAGGGAGUGA